GAUGGAUGAAUGGAUCCAUGCAUGAAUGAAUGGAAGGAGAUAGGGUGACUUCACCCACUUUCAGCGAAAGAAACUAAAGUUCAGAUAGGUGAGUGACUUAUCCAGGAUCCCAGAGGACGUGAAGGGCACACCAGGGAUCCUUGUCAGCCUCCUGACUCUGCGUCCAAAGCUUCCACCCUUCACUUGAGCAGGGCAAUCCUCUCCUCCCUCAGCCUUUGUUAGAAGACACCACAUAACCCCUGACUCAGCUAGGCAAUAACUUCCCCUUGGCCAAAUUCAAGGGCCUUGAGGACAUUCAAAGCAGCCUGGAGGGGGGAGGAGUGGGGGGGAGGUUCUAUGAGUGCACAGUUCCUCCCAUUGGUCCUUAUAAAAGGCAGAGGGAGGUUGGGGUGGUCUGAAAGGCACCUGGUCCUCUCCUCCCGCACCCCAGCUCUAGGUCCUGAGCUCCAUCUCCCUCUCAUGGCAGGCCUUGCGACCCUGGGGGCUGGCCUCCUGCUCCUGACCCUGUGUGCCCACUGCAUUGCCCCUGCAGGCUCUGCACCCAUCCCCUCUUCCUGCUGCAUGUCCUUCAUUUCCAAGAAAGUUCCUGAGAACCGAGUGGUUAGCUACCAGCUGUCCAGUGCGAGCGUCUGCCCUAUGGCAGGAGUGAUCUUCACCACCAGGAAGGGCCAGAAGUUCUGUGGCGACCCCAAGCAGCACUGGGUCCAGAUGUACGUGAGGAAGCUGGACGCCAGGCGGAAGAAGGCGUCGCGUGGGGUCCGGGCGAUGACCACCAAAGCCCCAGUGCAGGGGAAGCCAGCCAACACCACCGCCAUCUAGCGCCGCCUGGCGCUCAGCCUGGGGUCCGUGAGCCAACGAUGAGAGGUGGGGAGCGAAUGUUCCUGUUUCCUAACAUCAGCCUAUAAGACAGAACCCAAGGCUGGGGAGGCCUGCCCUGGGGGUGCUGAGUAACCACUCCAAGGGUCCUGGGCCCCUUGCCUUUCCCGAGCUGUAGGAGAAGAUUCUGGAAGGAAGGGGGUGGUGGCCAGUUGUCCUUCUCCUGGGCUGGGGCCAGCCCUUCUCUGCCUUCCAGGUUCCAUCGGAACCCAGGGGCCUGAGGCCUGACCUGCAGACACACUCGGCUGGCCACCUAAAAACUCAGCCUACAGUUGGCUUCUGUGGGUCCUCGGGGCCUGCAGUGGGACCCUGUGGACUGACCAUCUGUCUGUCUGGGUACGGGGGACCUGUCGACAGCUGAAGCUCGUGGCAUUGCCAAUGUCCCACUUCCAGAAUCCCGGAAGAAUAAAAAUCUGAGAAAAAUGGGGCUCCUUUGCCAAAGGAACUGCCAGACCCAAGCCUACCUUGCACACGUCUCGUGGGCUAAACGGAAGGACGUUUUUAGGGACUCAUCGUUUUUUUGUAAUAAAGCAGGCCUGGAGGACCAAGCUGAGGGGCCAGCCUGGGUAGUUUAAAUCCUUGGGGAAGAAGGAGGGUUUGGAAGAGGUGGUCCACUUUGUGGCAUGACCUGUUCCGUGCCCCUUUGGGGACAAAGACCCGGUGUGCCUUUAAAGGUGGUCUUUCCCUACAUUUGGGGGAUGGGAAGGUGGAGUGGGAGCUUAGAGGGAGAAGAUUCCAGGGCUUUAAAGAAAAUUUUUUCCCCUGUAUAUGAGAUAGCAUGUGAUGUAGAGGUCAAGGGCGUGGAAACACUUGCUCCUCUCAAAUAACGAUCCAAGUAAAAUGUGAUUUCCCUUUGAA
Messenger RNA from Lutra lutra (Eurasian river otter), 1734 nucleotides. RefSeq names its product C-C motif chemokine ligand 24 (gene CCL24). Gene Ontology annotation, biological process: G protein-coupled receptor signaling pathway; cellular response to type II interferon; positive regulation of GTPase activity. Lineage: Eukaryota; Metazoa; Chordata; Mammalia; Carnivora; Mustelidae. Gene Ontology annotation, cellular component: extracellular region. Gene Ontology annotation, molecular function: chemokine activity; CCR chemokine receptor binding. The record is from RefSeq and is a predicted model, not a curated record. The coding region runs from base 337 to 819 and encodes 160 amino acids. The transcript is spliced from 3 exons.